Messenger RNA from Mytilus californianus (California mussel), 1134 nucleotides. RefSeq names its product neurogenic locus notch homolog protein 2-like. NCBI's taxonomy places the organism in Eukaryota, Metazoa, Mollusca, Bivalvia, Mytilida, Mytilidae. Gene Ontology annotation, cellular component: extracellular region. The transcript is spliced from 5 exons. The record is from RefSeq and is a predicted model, not a curated record. The coding region runs from base 58 to 1080 and encodes 340 amino acids. Gene Ontology annotation, molecular function: chitin binding.
AUAUUUUUUCAUUCUAAAAAAAAAUCCACUAACGCAAACGUUGACAGGUAAAUUAAUAUGGAUUCUCUUAAAACUAAUUUUGUGGUUUUUCUAAGUUUCUUUUCAUUAAUUAACGGAUCAGCAAAUUGUAACAGUAAAAAUGCUUAUAGGAUAGUUAUAAGUGAUGACUGUCGAACAGUAUGGAGGUGCAGAAGACCAGGCAUGUCUGCAAUAAAACUUGCAGAUUGUCCAGAAGGAACCGUUGUAGGGAGAGGUGUACGGUGUGUUCCCGAGGGUAGUUCACUAAACGUUUGCACAGUAAAAAAAACGUGUGGACUAAACAGAAAUCCGUGCAGGCAUGGUGGGACAUGUGUGGCAGGAACCCAACCGAAAGCAUUUGGCUGUGAGUGUCGGGUGCCAUAUAAAGGCAGAUACUGUGAAAUAGUGCCAUCCCCAGCAGAUCUUUGUGUAGUAUCACCUAGAUAUACACGUCUUCCUGAUAAAGAGUACUGUCAGACUUACUUCGACUGUGGUGACAAGACGGGGGAACCAGUGAAAAAAGAAUGUGCAUACCCUUUACAAUUUGAUGUUGAAAAACAGUCGUGUGAAGACUUCCAUACAGUCAAAUGUGGCAACAGAAAAAAUCUAAAGUCUAAAUGUCAAUAUAACAGAUACAAAUCGAUGAGUUCCCCUUUUACGUCUUGUGAGAUGGCAUAUCCAAGCUGUGAAAAGAAGUCAAAUGGAUUUCAACCGCAUCUUAAAAGACCACAAUCUCCGUGGUACAUGGUAUGCAAAGAUGAUCAUCUUGUGAAAACUGGAUUUUGUGGAUCCGAUAAAAAUGGCAAAAAAAUCGCGACAAAAGACGGAUGUAAGAAUGUGUUUGAAAUUCCUCAAAAAGACGGUGGACUGAAACCAAGUUGUAGAGGUAAACCGGAAGGGUUCUAUCCACUUCAAGGCGGAAGUUGUCAACAAUUUUUCUACUGUAAAAAGGAUAAAACAUACAUCAACAGAUGUCCAAAUUUCUUAACCUUCGAUACCAAAAUAGCCAAAUGUAGACUGAAGAUACAAGUAUGCAGGCCUUGUGGAACGAAAAAAUGCUGAAGUGUAAAAGGACAUCCCAAAAAAACUUGAAAUAAAUUCAUUAUCAGCAAAAUA